Molecule: messenger RNA, 1407 nt
Organism: Musca vetustissima
Lineage: Eukaryota; Metazoa; Arthropoda; Insecta; Diptera; Muscidae
Exons: 3
Coding region: 1-1407 (468 amino acids)
Biological process (GO): transmembrane transport
Cellular component (GO): membrane
Molecular function (GO): transmembrane transporter activity
Source: RefSeq, a predicted model, not a curated record
AUGAAUCCCUCAAUUCCCGUAGUUGUAACCGAUGACUCGAAUAAAUCACAAUACAGUAAAUAUGGAUAUUGGUGUUGUAAUUCGCUGGUGCCCAUAACAACAUUGCCAGCCAUAUUCAUAUUUAUAUCAGCUGGCAUGCAUUUGGCCCUGGGCUUAGGUUUCAUACCCAUCUACAAUACCUAUGGCAAUCUUCGACAUUUCGAAUUUUCUUGGUUUAUUGGAGUUAUAAUAGGAGCUGUGGCAUGUUUGCCACUUCUGUGGUAUGCCCCCAAAAAAUGUGUAAUGCUAACCUCUUCAGUAUUAAUUCUAAUCGAUGGCAUUAUCUUGACCAGUGCCCCAACUAAUGCUGGCCCUUUGCUGGCUGGUCGCUAUCUCAACGGCAUUGCUGUGGGUCUGGCCACUAUAACAUUUCUGAUGCAUGUCAGUGAAAUCGCCUCCAAUAGCUAUCGAGGUUCCUGUUCGGCCAUCGAACAAUUCUCCCUAACUCUGGGUAUUGCCAUACAAAUGAUCUAUGGCUCUCAAUGGAGUCCUUUUGCCACAUUUCCUGAUUUACGUGUCCUUGGCAUCUUGGAUAUAUUGUUUGCCCUAGCCGCUGGGCUGUUGGCACAAUUUUGUUUCAUUGAAUCACCAAUUGUGGGUCUGCUGAAAAAGGACGAGGCUUUGGCAUGGAAUGCCUUGGCCCAUUUGGAAUUACCCAAGACCGUUAGUACAACGACCAAAGAACGUUUCAUGGAACUCAAGGAGUACGUAAACUAUGAGGACAGCCUCGAUCUUAUGGAUGAUAUUAAGAGGGGAGCCCUGCCCUUGGCAAAGAUGAUAUUAUUUCGCAGUAUGAUAUUGGCAUUUAGUUUCUCCUUACCGCUGAGUGAGGCUUUGAAUCUCGGUGCCGUUACAAAUCACCUGACAUGGCCGGCAAUUGUGGCCGCCUGUUUGCGUAUUUUUGGUGGUUGCCUGGCCUACCCGCAAAUCGAUUAUAUUGGUCGGAAACUGCCAUCUCUGGUGUGUGCUGUGAUCAUUGGAGGUCUAUUAAUCGGUAUAGGGGGUAUCUGUCAGAACUAUAUAAAUUUAUUCCUGGAAAGACCAAUGGCCAUUGUGACAUCUCUGUGUUUAUUGGUACAAUUUUUUGCCGGUGCCUAUGCUCCUUUUACAUCGGCCUAUUUGGGUGAAGCAUUCCCUCUCAAAUUAAAAGGGUACUUCAUUGCGGUUUGUGUGGUGGUGGAACAGCUGAUUCACAUAAUUGUCAUUUGUACAUUUAAACGGGUCAAUGGUGCGGCUUAUAUUGCUCCUGGAGUUUUGACCAUAUUGGCGGCGGUUGCCCUGCUAGUGACCAUACCGGAAACACGAAAAACUUCCCUGAAGGAGGCCCAGGGACGUUUUAGACAUCUGCUGCAUUUGAGAAUGUAUUGA